AUGAAGAAUCUCUUCCUCCUCGCUCUUCCUCUGCUGGCUUCUGCUGCCGCCGUCCCCGCUGAACUGGAGACCCGAGCCGACUGCAAGCUUACCGCUCACUACCGCCAAGAUUGGAUUGAGAACGCUUUGAAGCGUUUCCAAGUCAAGUUCUCUGUGGAGGGUGGUGGUAUCCCACCUGAGAGCUUUUGCGAUGCCAUGAGGGCGGGACAUUGCUGGAGUGCCGUUUCGAACGUCCAGUGUGGCUUUGAUCCCAACCUGGAUGGUGGAAGCUGGCGCGUUGAUGUCAGCUUUGUGAAUACCAACGCGGGCUAUGACGCCUACAAGAACUGCUUCCAGGAGUCUGCCAACGAAUGGCGCCGCGUGCACAAUACGUGCGAUGUUGACUCUCGCUGGUAG
Messenger RNA from Westerdykella ornata, 396 nucleotides. RefSeq lists its product as uncharacterized. The transcript is spliced from 3 exons. The record is from RefSeq and is a predicted model, not a curated record. NCBI's taxonomy places the organism in Eukaryota, Fungi, Ascomycota, Dothideomycetes, Pleosporales, Sporormiaceae. Bases 1 to 396 code for a protein of 131 amino acids.